This is a messenger RNA of Ramularia collo-cygni, 579 nucleotides long. RefSeq lists its product as uncharacterized. NCBI's taxonomy places the organism in Eukaryota, Fungi, Ascomycota, Dothideomycetes, Mycosphaerellales, Mycosphaerellaceae. The transcript has a single exon. Bases 1 to 579 code for a protein of 192 amino acids. The record is from RefSeq and is a predicted model, not a curated record.
AUGCCUACACAAAGACCAUCCUUUCUUGGAAACUUCUUGGCGGCAUUCCGCGCUCACUCACAACCUCUGCCAAAGUCCUCGGCGCCCAUAUCUUCCAGCGCAAGCGUCGCAGCAUCGACUACCAUAUGGGCUGCGGCACCGCAAAAAUCCCCAUCUCCAGGUCCAGAGGCAACUGCCACCGCUCCGAAGCCGAUCAAUCAAAAGACGAAUGCAUAUAACGCAGCGAGCACAACAGCGGCGCAGGACCGGCAGCUAGUUGCGUCAUUAUCGCCCCUUCAGCACAAUGUGAGCCCACAAACACAUCUGCCCAGAUCACCACCUUCGCCCGGUCUGCCUACAUACGGGCCCGCAAACAAGCCACAACAGAGCUAUCCGUCAGCUCAGGACGUGCGACGGCGCUCUCGGAGGGGCAGCGAUAGUAGUUCCGAUUCUGGAGGCUUUCGUGAGGUACGGAGCGGCUCCGAAAGAUGGUUCAUCGGAGGGUUGWCUGCCACGGGCGAAGAGCGAUACUACAAGCUAAGCAUGGUCAAGCGAGACAAAUCGGCGGAUCGCAUUUCGACGGACCAAAUGAGUUUAUGA